Messenger RNA from Phragmites australis (common reed), 2016 nucleotides. RefSeq lists its product as uncharacterized. The transcript is spliced from 2 exons. The record is from RefSeq and is a predicted model, not a curated record. Bases 482 to 1798 code for a protein of 438 amino acids. Lineage: Eukaryota; Viridiplantae; Streptophyta; Magnoliopsida; Poales; Poaceae.
CCCCCCCCCACCAGGCUGCCGCUCGCUCUCCUCUGCUUGAUUCCAGUGGCUCUGCUUCGUUCGUCCCUGGCUAUCGAGCAGCACGGACAGCAGGGUAAGUGGCAUCAAGAACUCUCCCCUGCUUUGAGUUUGAGAUGAGAUCUCCCUGCUUGCCUUUUUCUUGCUCUGCUUUGCUGGGAUUUGAGCUCUCUUUGUUGUGCGGCGCUUUCCCUUAAUUGGGAUGGAAACCUACGCAUCGCUGGUCGGCUUUCUCUGGCGCAUGCAGCAACUAGUUGCAAGUCUCUUUGGCCGAAGGUGCUUCACUGGGUUCUGCUAGUAUUUUAGUUCGUGUGGUUUGAGUAGUUGCGUGGUUGAAGCAAGUAGGAGUAGGAGGAAUCAGUCCAUCACCAGGUUGUUCAAGAACCUUGUGGAGCUGGUGUGCAGUUCCGGCUUGGCUCGGCGCACUGUAUUGCAGAGUUGGGAGUAGAGGUGUGUUCUUGUCAUGGAGCCGCAGCAGCAGCAGCAGGAGGGUGCGGUUUCUGCUCCGGCGGCGGCUGCGAACGGGAGCGGGAGCGGGGAGCUGAUUGGGUACGUCGAUGUGCACGUGGGGAGCGCGCGGGAUAUCCAGAACAUCUGCAUCUACCACAAGCAGGACGUGUACGCGCGGGUCUCGCUGCCGGGGGAGGGCGCGGCGGUGGCUUCCACGCAGGUCGUCAACGGCGGCGGCCGCAACCCGGUGUUCGACCAGUCGCUGCGCCUCGGCGUGCGCCCCGGGGACGUGGACGCCGCGCUCCGGUGCGAGGUGUGGAUGUUGAGCCGGGUCAAGAACUACAUGCAGGACCAGCUGCUUGGGUUCGCGCUCGUGCCGCUCCCGGAGGUCGUCGCCGCCGACGGCGGCACGCUCGCCCGCGAGUUCCCGCUCACCACCAGCGACCUCUUCCAAACCCCCUCGGGGUUCUUGCAACUCGAGCUCUCCUACAUCGGGGUCGUGCCUGAGGUCGUGCCCAUCUCGCCGACGCCGAAGCCGGCGCUGGCCGACCCGGAGGAGGAGCCGGAGAACGCCGGCGCUGGGAACGGGAAGGAGUACGAGAAGAUCGAGUUCCCCGACCUGAAUCUCGUGGAGGAGAACCAGAUCAUGGUCUCGGAAUACACAGGGCUGCCGUGCACGGCCGUGGAGGCUCAGAGCUCCGAGAGCCUGCUGACCUCGGAGGACGGGGACGGCGCCACAACUGUGAACCACGACGCCGGCGUGCGCCUCGUGGAGAGCUUCUCGACGGACAACAGCACCGCCGACUCGGUGGGCGCCUUCCGGAGCGACACGCCGGUCAGCAGCGUCUCCACCACGGAGUCCCCUGCCGCGGCGGCGGUCCCGGCCACCCCUCAGUCCAACUCGGAGCCGUCCGGGAACGCCCACUCGUCAGCAGAGCACAAAGAGAAGGCGGCGUCGGAAGCCGCAGACACAGAGGUCGACUCGUCCCCCACCUUCCAGGAGAGCCUGGCGGUGAACUCCCCCGGCGUCGUGUCGGAGAACGCGGUGGACAAGCCGGUGAUCAGCGUCAACAUCGAGCAGGAGGUGAAGGUGGACCAGAACCAGAUCAUGGACAUGUACAUGAAGAGCAUGCAGCAGUUCACGGAGUCGCUGGCCAAGAUGAAGCUUCCCUUGGACAUGGACAACGGCAGCGAGAAGAGCGGCGGCACCGCGGCCGCCUCCGACGCUGCUUCUAGUGGUGCCGACUCGAGCGCGGUGAAGAAACCGACGGCCGGGCAGCAGGAGAAACCGUCUCCCAAGGUGUUCUACGGCAGCCGGGCAUUCUUCUAAUCUUGAUCGGCCGGAUCACCAGAAGUACCAGCAACCGGAAAUGAAGCAAAGAGAUGGCAUUUGCAGCCGUCUCAACUGAAUCUUAGUAGUGCACUAGUAAAGAGGAAUAACACGUUCUCAUGCUCUUGUUCUAGGUUUCUCAUCAGAUCGGAAAUUAGUUGCUCUGUAUUAAGGUAUCAGUCAGGACUUGUGAAAAAUGGUUUGGUUUCUUUGUUUCA